GGCCGAGAGGUAGGUACACGCAUCCAAUGUGGAUGCGAUGGUUGAAGAAGGACGUCAUACAAGGGAGUGGGAGAAAGACGGAUGCCACCAUAUUGCGCACGCGAGGGAAAGGGAAAAGGACAGAAUCACCGCCGAUAUGAUUGCUCGUUCACUUGUUCUCAGUAGUAAAGCAAAGUUCGGCGUGAAGAGUGGUUUAUCGUACGUUUGGAGCGAAACACAAACUCAAGAAAGAAAUUCUUGUUUGUCUUCACAUAUAUCACUGUUGCGUGGAGAAACUCCUCGAGAUUUGGUUCACAAGCAACAGUAGCAUAAACAGAAAGCAGGGCGAUCUCAGGCAGAUUCCUCAACGGAAAUGGCAGUCCUUACUCAAGAUCGUUCGUUGCGAGAUCAUCAGCAUCUGUCGUACCGAACACGUGGAUGCUUAUGUUCUAAGAUUCAGCCCGAUAAUGAGUCGUUGGCAAAGCAUAAAUAGAGUACUAUCUGCACGUGACUACGUGAACGAUUACAUACCGAUCACAUUAUAUGUGUGGCACGAAGUGCAAAAGUUUUCAAUUGUCGAAUGCUACCAAACGUUAUACCAGUAACGAUUGAAAGCAGCAUGUUCCUAUCAAAGCGUAGACUUAUUCUAAAAACAUGUGGUACAACUACACCUCUUCAGUGUUUGGAGCCACUUUUGGAGCUUGUAAAAGAGUACACUGGCUUUGAGGAAGUAGAGAAUGUAUUUUAUUCACGGAAAAAUUAUAAAAAACCAGAGUUACAGAUAUCACCGCAUCAAGCAUUCGAAGAGGAAGUAGCUCUGCUCGAUACAUUCUUUCCCGAUGGGGAAGCUUAUUGUUUAGGCUCUGUGGAUACAGAUUGUUGGUAUUUAUACACUCUCAAUAGAGAGAAAUCUGCAGACGAACCCGCGGAACCAGAUCAAACUUUGGAAAUUCUUAUGACUCAUUUAGAUCCAGAAGUAAUGGCUAUCUUCACUAGGGACAUGUGCUCCUCUGCGGACGAAGCAACACAGAAGUCAGGAAUUGAUAAACUUAUUCCAAAUAUGAUCAUAGAUGAUUUUUUAUUUGAACCUUGUGGUUAUUCGAUGAACGGAGUAUCUAAAAGCGGAAAUUACAUGACUAUUCAUAUUACACCAGAGUCCGAGUUCUCGUAUGUAUCAUUUGAGAGUAACAUUCCAGAAACGUCGUAUGAGGAGAUAAUACGACGUGUACUAAACACUUUUAAACCGAAAAAAUUUGUCGUUACCAUCUUCGCUAACAAAGAAUCAAUGGCUGCUACUUGUCCACGUGAUUUGGAGCAAAUUGAUUAUCUGAAAUGUUCUGGGGAUUGGUUGCGUACAGAUGUUCAGUAUUGUCGCUUCAAGAAUUACGAUUUGACCUGCGCAUUUUACUCAAGAUUCCCAAGCUGA
Messenger RNA from Hylaeus anthracinus, 1405 nucleotides. RefSeq names its product S-adenosylmethionine decarboxylase proenzyme (gene SamDC). The coding region runs from base 560 to 1405 and encodes 281 amino acids. Gene Ontology annotation, biological process: spermine biosynthetic process; spermidine biosynthetic process. The transcript has 8 exons. The record is from RefSeq and is a predicted model, not a curated record. Gene Ontology annotation, cellular component: cytosol. NCBI's taxonomy places the organism in Eukaryota, Metazoa, Arthropoda, Insecta, Hymenoptera, Colletidae. Gene Ontology annotation, molecular function: adenosylmethionine decarboxylase activity.